Molecule: messenger RNA, 901 nt
Organism: Amoebophrya sp. A120
Lineage: Eukaryota; Dinophyceae; Syndiniales; Amoebophryaceae
Source: the annotation of a GenBank genome assembly
GUUUUUCUCCUUUUGUUUUGAUGCGAUAGCACAUGUUCAACAUCACACCCGAGUAUCGGUUUUUCAUGAGUUUUUUUCUGUUUCACCAGCACCAUGCCAAUACGGGAGCUGUACAUGCUAGAGCUAGGUUGAUAUAAAAGUACAAAAGUUCUUUCCGGAUUCAGUGUGACGAAAGUCGCUUACGAUUACGUUCACCUGCUUAAUGGAAAAGCUUCAUCUGUGAAGUAGAAUGCAUUCGUGAUCGUGGCAGCUGCAGACAGGGAGUACAGUUAAAAUAUUGAAAAUAGCACACGCACAACAGAAGGCUACGAAACCGAAACCAGUAGCAUGCCCACGUCAACUGCGCCCACAGUUUCUUACACCGGCCAUGCCGGGCCGGUUGCUGCGGAGUUGCGGAAGUCUGUCGCAACGAUGGAUGAGGAUCACUUGCACCAGUCCGAGCUGAUGGAGCUGCUGCAGCUCGAGGCCCUCGCGGGGUUUCUGGACUUGUUUCCCUCCUCGGACUUCGCCGGGUUUUGCCCGGUCGAGAAAGUAGCGGAAGCCGCGUUGAGUCAGUGCGGAAGAAGCAAGACCACAAACCAGAAACUUUCCAUCGCGGUUGCGGACGUGUUUGCCAUGCUGGAGGAGUGGGAAAAUGAUAAUACGACGGAGCAGCUGCGGCCACAAGCGGAAAAGAUGCUACUUUUAAACCUUUUGAAGCUGAAGGUCGAGCGCACACUCGGGGCUGUUGUUAGCGGACGAAAUAAGGUCGGACGAUCAACUACAGGAGAUGAGCUGCAAGUGUCAUCUACUGCUUCUACUUCUUCCAGAACGAAGCCCGCUGGUCGUGCACCAGUUGGAAUAUCAUGUAGGGAAAAUAAAAUAUCAAAACCCGCCCUCCAAACGACCAGCUCCACGGAUC